AUGUCUGGCUGGUUUAGCAUCGAUCCAAAUAAGCUUAAAGAAUUAGCAACAAGCACAUUAAUCAAUGCACAAAAACAAAUAGACAAAGUUCUCGAUAUUAAAGACGGUGCUUCUAAUACAGAACAACAACCAAUAGUUACUAAUAGUGGAAUAAAUAAUCCUCCUCUUCCAACAACAACAGCAGCAAACAAUGAUGAUUUUUUUUCGACAUUUCUCGGUAACCAAAAACCUUCAACACCAAACACAGAAAAACAAGAAGUAAAAAUAGAAAAAGAUGUUUCACUUACAAAUUGGAAUGCAUGGUCGGAUCAAAACAAUGCAUCACAACUAAUCUCUUCGGAAUCACAGUCAGACCUAAUAGCAAACGAACAAAAUACCAAUGAAGAAGAGCGAAUACCAAUCACUGAAUCUAUUGAUAUACAAUCAUCAUCAUCAAUAACAGAAUCUGUUGGUAUAGAACAAGUACCAUUAUCAUCAUCAUUAACUGAAUCAUCAACCAUAACAGAAAGUUCUAGUAGUGAAAGUGCUAAUUCAUUAAAACCAAUAUUAAGUAUACUAUCAUCUGAAUCGACUAUUAUUGGUCAAAUUAAUGAAAAUACAAUAGAUGAAAAACAGAUAUUUAUAGAUAAUGAAAAUAUCGAAUCUGACAUUGAUCAUCGAUCUGAAACAAUUCAACCAUUACCAUCUGAUAAACUUGAUGUUAUUGAUUCUUGGAUAAAUAAUCGUGAGAAUAAUAAUACUACUGAAAAUAAUCUUGAACAAACAUUACAAAAUAAAGAUGAUAUUGAUGCAUCAUCUGUAUUAUAUACAUCAUCAUAUCCACCAAAUAAUUUUCCAGCAGCAUCAAUAAUCGAUGAUGAUUUAACACCAACAUCUGUUGUAUCAACGAAUCAUGAUAAAGAACAACAAUUAGAAACUAUUUCAACAGAUGAAGAAGAUGGUAAUGUAUGUGUUGAACAAUCCAAUUCACCAACGCAUACUAUAUCAUCAUCCAAUGGACAUGAUACACAUAGUAAAGGAUCAUCGGAUGAUGGUAAACAAACAUCAUGUGCAUCAUCAGACAUUGAAGUAAUAUCAUGUCCAAGUGUAACUGGUGGUUUACCAGUUAGUACAACAGAAACAUUUGAUAAAUGUCGAGAAUUACGUGAUGCUCGACGAGCUGUAGUACGUGAGGUUGUUGUUCGUUUUCCAUCACAUUCAACAAAUCUUAAAUAUCAUCAUCAUCCAUUAUCAAUGGAUAAUAUUGAUAAAAAUACUACAUCAAAUUUUGAUGCACCAUCAUGGUCAACUUUAAUUGAUGAAGCAGCUACUGAACAGAAUAACUACGAAAAUUCACAUGAAGAGAAUGAUGAUGAUCAACAAAAGUUCUAUACGUCAGAAGCUUCGAAAGAAUUAGGUGAAAUAAAAGAACGUCUUGAAUUACGUGAACAAGCUUUUAUAAAAUUAACAAAUGAAUCUAAUGAAUUACAUCGAACAAAUCAAUCAUUGAAACAAUCAUUAACAGAAUUAGAACAGCGUACAUCUCGUUUAACGACUGAAUUUCAACAAACAAUUGAAAAUCUUUCAAUGAAAAUUGAAGAACAAAAACAUGUUGCAGAAGAACGUGAUCGUCUACGUCGACAACUUGAUACAUUACAAAAACAAUUAUUUGAAAAUUCAACAUCAUCUGGUAAUACAAUGGCUGUAUUACGUGAAAAAGAAGAACAAAUACAACAAUUACUUGAGGAAGGUGAUAAAUUAUCAAAAACUCAAUUACAACAUACAAAUAUAAUAAAAAAAUUACGAACUAAAGAAAAAGAACAUGAAACUCAAAUAACAUCAUUAAAUGCUCGAAUUGAUAAAUUAACAAAUGAAUUAGAUGAAGCAAAGAAAACUUUACAAGAAAAAGAAGAAAAUGAAAAACAAUUAAAAGAAAGUGUUAAAAAACUUGAAAAAUCUGCAACACAUUAUGAAAAAGAAUGUAUAUCAUUAAAAUCAUUAUAUGAAGAUGCUGAAGAACAAAUUCGUAGUACAAAAGUUGCACUUGAAAAUUCUUAUAAAGAAAUAACUGAAUUAAAUAAAACAAAAGCAGCAACUGAAAGUAAAGUUGUUGAAGCAACAUUAUCAGCUGAAAUAUUAUUAAAAGAAGAAAUUCGUUUGGCUGUUGAAAAAGAACGUAUUAUAUCACGACAAGAACAAGAUAAAUUACAAAUGACUAUUGAUGAAUUAAGACAUUCUAUUCAACGAAGUGAAGCUCAACUUAGUCGAAAAGAACAAAUUUUAAGACAAGAAAUUAAUGAUCUUCGACAAAGACUUCAAGAAGCUGAAUCAAGAAAUGAAGAAUUAACACAAAAUAUUUCUAAUGCUACACGUCCACUUCUUCGUCAAAUUGAAAAUCUUCAAACAACAUAUGUAACACAAAUAAAUUCUCUAGAAAAAACUGAACGUCAAUUAACUGAUCGUCUCGCUGAAAUGCAAGCACAAUAUGCCAUAAGUGUUGAACAUGAACGUGUAGCUAAUGAAACAUUAUUAGAAACGAAUGCUAAAUGGAAACUAGCUGAAGCACAAUUAGCAACAUUCAAACAAGAUAAGACACGUUUAACUUCAGAAAUUGAUAUUCUUAAAAUGAAAUUUACUAAUCUUGAAGAUACUAGACAAAGAGAAAAAAAUCAAAUAGAAACAAUGCAAGAAGCAUUCACUCAACAAAUCAAUAGUCUCAUACAAGAAAAGCGACAACUUGAAGUAGAUGCUGAACUUGAAAAAACAAAAUAUGAAAGUGAUUUAAAACGAUUACAGAUUGUUCAUGAUGCAUUAAAAGAACAACAAAAUCUAUUUGAUGUACAUUCAAUAAGUCGUUCGAGUUCAAAUCUUGAAAAUACACUUCAACAACAACGUAGUCGACGUUCAUCCGGUGGACAUGAUACACCAACAUCAUUUGCAUUUGAACGUUCUCCAUUUGUUCUAACACCAAAACCAAGUGUAUAUGAAGCUUUAAGAAAUACAGGCGCUAUAGCUGUACUUGAAAGUUUAGAAGCACAAUUAAAAGAAAAAGAAGGAGAAAUAACAUUAUUACAAAGUGAAAUUUCAGAUUUAGAACGUACACGAGAAUCAAUGGCACGUGAAUUAGUUAAUUUAUCAACAAUAAAUGAAAAAUUACAAGAACAAACACAAAAUUAUCCUAUACUAAAUGAACAAUAUAAAGACUUAGAAAGACGUUAUGACGCUCUUUUAACAAUGUAUGGAGAAAAACAAGAAGAAGCUGAUGAACUUCGACUUGAUUUAGCGGAUGUUAAAACACUUUACCGAGCUCAGAUGUCAUUAUCAGAUAGUUAUUCAUGUCGUUUAUCAAUAUAUUCAUCAUUAGAAAAACUUUUUUUACCAAAUCCAACCAUACCGUAUCCAUCACAUAUUUAUAUACAUGGAAAUAAUAAUACAGGAAAAUCAACAAUAAUUAAGUAUGCACUUAAUAAACAUAAUCAUACGAUUUUAUGGUUUGAUUGUCGUGAAAUAUAUUCAUUGAAUAUGUUCUAUAAUACAUUUAUUUCCUUAUUAUCAAAUAAUACAAAUCCAACAAUGAAAAAUUUCAAUGAUUUUAUUCGAAUAUUACGUGAUGUAUCUAUUCAAGAUAUGAAUAAUGUAAAAAAAAAGAAAACGAAAUCAUAUUAUUUUGUUGUACUUCAUCAUAUUGAACUAUUAUUAAACUAUGAUACAACAGGACAUUUACUUUAUCUUCUAUUUAAAUUAAAUGAAUUAACAUUAGGAUAUUUUCAUCAUUCACUUAUAUUAAUUGGUCAUCAACCAUUUUAUCAAUUAUCACAAAUGAAUCAAAUUGAAGCUGAAUUAGGUGUAUUAACACCAAUAACUAUAUUUGUACCGGCUUAUACUCGUAUGGAAAUUGUUACAAUAUUACAAAAUAUUUUAACACAACAACAAGAUAUUCUUCCAUCUUCUAUUAGUCAAUUACAUAUUAUAAUUGAAUUAGCACUACAAAUUUUUUAUACUGUUACCAAUGAUCUUGUCGAAUUAAAAGAUAUGACAACAAUGUGUAUUAAAGAUUUUUUACGUAGUAAUACAAAAAAACAGGCUGAUGAUGAUGGAACUAAUAAUGACUAUCGAAUGCUUUAUCAAAAAGAAUUUUUUAUGCAGGUUCUUAAUUCUGUUUAUACUCGUUCAAUGAGUAUUCCAAAAUUUCUUGAUACACAUACAGCUGAUGAAGAAACAACAGAUAAUUCAUCUAAAAUGUCUAAUAUAAAUAAUAAUGCACGUGAUCUUCCAUUAUCAGCAAAAUUUCUCUUGAUUGCUAUUUAUUUAGCAACACAAAAUCCAAUAAAAUAUGAUCUUAUGUUAUAUGAUAAACAAAGUCAAGGUAAAAAAAGUCGACGUGCUAAAAUAAUGCAUAAACGAACACAACUUGAAUCAUCAAAAAUUGAAUAUUUACCAUUAUCAUCAAAUAAACCAAUAUCACUUAAUCGUCUAUUAGCUAUUCAUUGUUCAUUACAAGGUGAUUCACUACCAUUAACAACACAAAUAUAUACUCAAUUAUCUUUAUUAACAUCAAUGCGUUUAAUUGAGCUUGUUGGAAGUUCAAAUGAAACUGGUAUUAUUAAUUUAAAUGAACCUAAAUAUCGUUGUACAAGUUCAAGUGAUUAUAUUCGACGUUUAGCUGCAUCAAUUGACUUUAAAAUUGAUGAUCUUAUACUUGUCUAA
Messenger RNA from Rotaria sp. Silwood2, 4686 nucleotides. The record is from the annotation of a GenBank genome assembly. Lineage: Eukaryota; Metazoa; Rotifera; Eurotatoria; Philodinida; Philodinidae.